GCAAGAUGGCCACGCCGGCGGCGGAAGCUUAGGGGAGUGGGUGCUAGGCCCGGGCGUCCCGUGGACCCUUCCUCCAGCACUCUGCACGCCCGUCAGAGGAACUAGCGUUUCUAGCCACAACUCCGUAUGGGCUUUUCUCGCUGUAACCAUGGGGUCUUCCUGAUAGAGCCUUCCCCCUGACAGGGAACUUUGGCAUUUCGCCGCUCUGAGCUGGAACCUCCGGGAGGACUGCAAACGGAGGCACGCGGCCAGUCGGGCAGGUCCUUCUGUUCUAACGGGUGGGACACACCGCUCCAUGCCUGCGGGCGCGGGGAGGCGUGGCCUCCCCCCAGGUCGCCACCUCUGUUGGUUGCUCUGCGCUUUCACCUUGAAGCUCUGCCAAGCAGAGGCUCCCGUGCGGGAGGAGAAACUGUCAGUGAGCACCUCAACUUUGCCGUGCUGGCUGGUGGAAGAGUUUGUAGUGGUAGAAGAGUGCACCCCAUGUUCUAGUUUCCAGGCUAAAACUACCCCUGAGUGUGGUUCCACAGGGUACGUGGAGAAAAUCACAUGCAGUUCAUCUAAGAAGAAUGAAUUCAAAAGCUGCCGCUCAGCUCUGAUGGAACAACAUUUAUUCUGGAAAUUUGAAGGGGCUGUGGUGGGUGUGGCCUUGGUCUUUGCUUGCCUUGUCAUUAUUCGUCAGCGACAACUGGACAGAAAGGCUCUGGAAAAGGUCCGGAAGCAAAUUGAGUCCAUAUAAUUACAUUCUACCCUAUUAUCCUGGGUAUUAUAGACCAUAUCUCAGACAGAGAAAGAAUGGACUGAUUUGCCCCCCUGGUUCUUUGGAGCCUGGUGGUGAUACUCCCUUUCCCUGUCUUCCUCUUCCAGAUCAUUAAUGAGCACAAUAAAGAUUAAAAUAGU
Molecule: messenger RNA, 897 nt
Organism: Castor canadensis (American beaver)
Lineage: Eukaryota; Metazoa; Chordata; Mammalia; Rodentia; Castoridae
Gene: Jtb
Product: jumping translocation breakpoint
Biological process (GO): mitotic cytokinesis
Cellular component (GO): cytoplasm; spindle; membrane
Source: RefSeq, a predicted model, not a curated record